Messenger RNA from Leptosomus discolor (cuckoo roller), 3292 nucleotides. The record is from RefSeq and is a predicted model, not a curated record. Lineage: Eukaryota; Metazoa; Chordata; Aves; Leptosomiformes; Leptosomidae.
UUAAUUUCUUUGUGAAAAUACAGAGAAAGCAUACUAGGAUUCUGAAAUCUUACAGUAAUAUUUUCAGAUAUUACUCUAAAGGAUGAACCGUUUCCUUCAGCUUAAAAUAUUAAGCCAGCAUUGCUUCAGCUUGCUUUGCAAGGCUUAACUAUAUCUGCAGUUAUGUAACUUUCAGUUAUGUGAUAUUUCAUGGGCAUCUAUUUAAACAUACAACUAUUAUUUUUAGUUGAAAUAUAGACUAUAUAAAGACUUAAAAGAUGUGGGAUCAAGGUGGACAACCUUGGCAGCAAUGGCCUUUGAACCAACAGCAGUGGAUGCAGUCAUUUCAGCACCAGCAAGAUCCAAGCCAGAUUGACUGGGCUGCAUUAGCUCAAGCAUGGAUUGCUCAGCGAGAAGCCUCAGGGCAACAGAGUGUAGUGGAACAACAAGGAAUGAUGCCAAACGGACAGGAUAUUUCAGGAAUAGAGUCUGGUCCAAACAACCAUAAUAAUUUUCAGGGGGAUCCCAACUUCAACAGAAUGUGGCAGCCAGAAUGGGGAAUGCCUCACCAACCCCCUCACCCACCUCCAGAUCAGCAGUGGAUGGCUCCAACCCCAGGUCAAAUGGAAGUUGUUCCUCCAUCUGAAGACAGCAACAGUCAGGACAGUGGGGAAUUUGCUCCUGACAACAGGCAUAUAUUUAACCAGAACAAUCACAACUUUGGGGGACCUCCCGAUAACUUUGCAAUGGGGCCAGUGAACCAGUUUGACUAUCAGCAUGGGGCUGCUUUUGGUCCACCUCAAGGUGGAUUUCAUCCACCUUAUUGGCAGCCAGGACCACCAGGGCCGCCAGGUCCACCAGCACCUCCUGCACCUCCUCAAAAUCGAAGGGAAAGACCCUCAUUCAGAGACCGACAGCGUUCACCUAUUGCGAUGCCUGUGAAGCAGGAGCCUCCACAGAUUGAUGCUGUGAAGCGUAGAACUUUGCCUGCUUGGAUUCGUGAGGGCCUGGAAAAGAUGGAACGAGAAAAACAGAAAAAAUUGGAAAAAGAAAGGAUGGAACAGCAACGUUCACAGAUGUCUAAAAAGGAAAAAAAGGAAAGUGAGGAGGCUGAAGAAGGAGAUGGCCCACGGUUACCUCAGAAAAGUAAAUUUGACAGUGAUGAGGAAGAUGAAGAUGCUGAAAACACAGAAGCUGUAAGCGUUGGGAAAAUCAGCAGGAGUCCAUCUCCCGCUCCUCAGGAGGAGCAAAGUGAACCAGAAAUGACAGAAGAAGAAAAGGAGUAUCAAAUGAUGAUGCUGACAAAAAUGCUGCUGACAGAGAUUCUCUUAGAUGUCACAAAUGAAGAAAUUUAUUACGUGGCCAAAGAUGUUCACCGUAAAGCAACUAAAGCUCCUGCAAAACAGCUGGCACAGUCCAGUGCACUGGCUUCCCUCACUGGACUCGGUGGACUGGGUGGUUAUGGAUCAGGAGACAGUGAAGAUGAGAGGAGUGACAGAGGCUCUGAAUCAUCUGAUACUGAUGAUGAGGAAUUACGACACAGAAUCAGGCAAAAACAGGAAGCAUUUUGGAGAAAAGAGAGAGAACAGCAACUACUACUAGAAAAACAGCUAGAAGAAGAAAAGCUACAAAAUGAAAAAGUUUCAAAGGAGAUGAAUGAAUUUAUCAACAGAGAACAAAACAGUAACUCAGCAUCACAGGAGGCAAAAGAAAUUGAAGCAGAUAUGGUUCAUGAAAAGAAAAGAUCUCCAAAUGCAAUCGCACCUGAUACAGAACUCAAAAAAGAGGGUAAAGAGAGGACAGGAAGGAGCGGGUCAAGAAGCUCUAGCAGUGGUAGCACUAGCAGCAAUAGCAGAAGCAGUAGCAGUAGCAGCACCGUAUCUAGUUCAUCCUAUAGCACUAGCUCAGGUAGUAGUCGCAGCUCUUCGCGUUCUUCCUCUCCUAAGAGGAAGAAGAGACACAGUCGCAGCAGGACGCCCUCACAUAAGGUUAGGCGCAGCAGAAGCAGGAGUUACUCCCACCGAAACAGGAGAGAGAGGAGUAGGAGCAGGGAGAAAAUAAGGGAGAGGAGAAGAUCUAGUAGAAAUCGCAGUGCUGAAAGAGGGGAGAGGCGAAGAAAUCGGAGUCCUUCUCGAGAGAGAAGCUGGGAUAGGCGCAGAAGCAGUAGCCGUUCAAGAGACAGGCGAGCUAACCGUGCGAGCCGCAGCAGAAGCAGGGAUAGGCGUAAAACUGAAGACCAGCGUAGAAGCCCUACUGGAAAUAGGCACAAACAUAAAAGCGAGGGUAAAGAUCAAGAAAGGAAGAAGGAGCAGGGAGGAGGUGUAGAUAAAGACAGGAAAAAGAACAGAGAAAGGGACAGAGACCAGGAGAAAAGGAAAGAUAAGCCCAAAAAAGAGGAAAAAGAAAGUAAGGCUGGCAAUCAUGACGACAGUAGAUUAAAGAGAAAAAGAGACAGCGAAAGAACUUUCUCUCGCAGUGAUUCAAUAUGUGUGAAAAUAAUAAGACAGGAUUCCAGACAAGAAAGCAAAAAAAUCACUACCAAAGAUAGCAAAAAACGGUCAGGCUCCGAAUCUAGUGCAAGGAGUAGUUCUGAAUCACCCGGAAGCAGUAAAGAAAAGAAGGCUAAGAAAUCGAAGCAUAUUCGGUCAUGCUCCAUGGAGAAAUCUCAAAGGUCUGGUAAGAAGGCAAGCCGCAAACACAAGUCUAAGUCACGAUCAAGGUAGUAUACUUUUUAAGUAUUUUGUCUGACUUUUUUUUUUUUAUUAUUUUUUGAUACUCGUCUUCAUGUGUACGGCAUAUGAACUUUUUUUUAAUAAAGUAUGGUAUUUAUUAAAUUUUUUGUCUUAGGCAAAAGUAACUUUGGAAAGUAUUUUAAAACUAUUAAUUACUAAGCCUAAAGUGUGUGUGGGUGUGGGGGCCUUUUAUUUUUUCCAAUUAACUUUUCCCCCCUUUUCCUUUAUUUUUCAGAUCAACAACUCCUCUUCGUCGUAAACGCUGAGGAAUUUAUGGCACCAGUGCUAUGACGUUUAAAAAUUCCAUGAGUUAUAAAAGGCUUGUCUCAUUAUAGAGGCACAUUGUGGCUAUGUAGGUGAAACCAGAAUCCUUUUUUUAUCUGUAAAUAGGUGUAUUUUUUCCAAAUGCUGCUCAGAAUUAAAUACCUAAUAGGAUUUCUUUGUAUUACAUUUUUUUCAAGAACGGUAGUGCUUAUUGAGAAUAUAAACCAGGCCAUUCUCUUUCAGCUGUAAUGUUCUUAAAAUUACUAUUGAAUGUACUGUGAUGUCAAUAAAGCUCUUUAGUUCAUUUUUUGUUUAAA